GUCCAUUGAGGCUCACGAGGAGCCACACGCUCCCAUCGAUGUAUUUUGCGGCCACCCAAAAGGCCAGGUUGCCCUUUGUUCCCCCUCAAAGCCCAUCCAAAAAGAUCCACCCCAAUGCAAAAGGCCAUCGUCCUGGAAUCUGUCUCUCCUUGCUUUCAGGGAGGACUUCAGCCAUUUGAAUCGAAGUAGCAGUGAAGGGGAGGGCGGAUGGCAGAUUCGCUUCUCCACUCUCCCUUUCUUUUAAAUCAUCGCAGAUCAUCAUCUCAAGUGCCCCCCUUGGAGCUAAACUCCCUCCUGUUCCAUGGAUUAGAAGCUGCCAAGAAGAGUUGGGGUCUUCCGACAAGGGUCAGGCGAUCUCUGUCUGUAAAGAAUGCAGUAUCUGCGAGCAAUGAAUCUUGGAAUCUCAACCUGAGCAGAACUCGCCCCUGCCUCAGCGAUAUCGUAUGGCCGUCGGCAGGGGCAUUUGCAGCCAUGGCGAUAAUGGGGAGAGUGGAUCAGAUGAUAGCUGUGAAGGGACUGGCGUUGACGACUCCACCCUUUGGUGCAGUUUGCAUGGUCUUGUUGGCCACUCCCACCGCUCCUGCAGCUAAGAAGUACAACAUGUUCGUGUCUCAGAUAUGCUGUGCAGCCAUCGGGGUGCUUGCGUUCGUCAUAUUUGGUGCAGGUUGGGUGGCAAGGAGCACUGCUCUUGCUGCGUCCAUUGCUUUCAUGAUCUAUACUGGCUACACCCACCCUCCCGCUGCUAGUCUGCCUCUAAUGUUCAUCGAUGGGGCAAAGUAUCAUAAUCUGCAACUAUGGUACGCUUUGUUCCCUGGAGCCACAGGAUGCAUUCUAUUGUGCUUGAUUCAAGAGAUUGUAUGCUACUUGAAGGAGAACUAUAAAUUUUGAUGGAAUAUGGUUGGGAGGAUCAGUCCUUGGGGAGAAAAAACUGACCUAUGAGCCCUCUAUAUGCAAUCCCCAUUUACCGAAACUACACUAUUUAUCGAAUGUGGAAAAGGUACUUGAUUUUCCUUUGGGCAUCAUUAUGUGUAAUAAAAACAAAAAAAGGUCAUAUCCCUGACAGAAAUGUACACAAUGAAAAUGUACCUUUUUCCUUCUUCCAUCACUCACUCUCUCUCUCUACAUCUAAAGUUAGUGGCUAUCCCUGACAGAAAUGUACACAAGAAAUGAGAGGAACACCUUAAGCUGAUAAACAUUACUGCACAAAUUUGUAGGUCUCUUGAAGAAAAAGCACUCCUGCAAAUAGCAUCUGCGGAAGUGCAACACGAACCAAGAAAUAUUUGUACGUCCCUUGAGCUUCUACAGGUGCCUCUGUGGUCAUGUCAUGGUUUCUAAGAUGAUCUGUUUGUAAAUUUUGGUGUUUAAUAGGUUUGUGAUUGCCCACUACAGCUGCUUUCAUACUGUUCAUGUUCAUGUUUUUCCUUUUCUUUUUAUUCUUUGAUCUCGUCAAAAAUUUUCUUUUGGACUUGAGACUUUGUUCCUCAUUUGUUUGAGAGAGAGGAGAACUGAAUUGUAUCUAAAUUUUUUAUUUGUAUCCCCUACUGGGUUUUCA
Nymphaea colorata (pocket water lily) is the source of this 1552-nucleotide messenger RNA. RefSeq lists its product as uncharacterized. The record is from RefSeq and is a predicted model, not a curated record. NCBI's taxonomy places the organism in Eukaryota, Viridiplantae, Streptophyta, Magnoliopsida, Nymphaeales, Nymphaeaceae. The transcript is spliced from 5 exons. Bases 208 to 888 code for a protein of 226 amino acids.